Molecule: messenger RNA, 504 nt
Organism: Bombus huntii
Lineage: Eukaryota; Metazoa; Arthropoda; Insecta; Hymenoptera; Apidae
Exons: 1
Coding region: 1-504 (167 amino acids)
Source: RefSeq, a predicted model, not a curated record
AUGGAGCAUAGGAGAAAAGGUGCGGUACGACAAGCAGUGGAAAGAGAGGAAAAGGGAGAUAAGAAGGAGAACAAGGCAUUUAAACAGUGGUGUAAACAAAGAAAGGAGAAGCAGGAAGAGGAAGAAAUGGAGAAAAUCAACAAAAUCAAAACAGAGCAAGAAGCAUGGAAAUAUAUAAAUAAACAUAGAAGAAGAAGAGAGGUUAUAGACGAAGAUAUAAGGGAAGAGAAGUGGAAAAAUUAUUUUAUGGAAAUGUUAGAAGGGAUAGAAAACCAAGAGGACAGAAGAGCAGAAGGGUGGAGAGUGGAGGAGGAAUUAAAGGAGGAGAGAGAAGAUGAUAUAGAGAAGGAAGAGGUGAUAUUCCAAAUAAGAAACUUGAAAGAGAAAAAAGCAACGGGAGGAGAUGGUUUGGAAAACGAGGUAUGGAAGUAUGCGCCGAAGGAAGUGGAGGGGGGCGUUAUGGGAGAUGUUAAGGAAAAUAUGGAAUGGAAAGGGGAUACCUGA